AUGCCUCUGCGCGAUAUGCUCCAGAAGAAGGACAAGCUUGAAAACACUAACAGCCGAUUUCCGGACGCCGGCCAACCUGCCGUACCUGAAAUAAGAUUCAUUCGCUCCGACACAACCACACAGGAAAUCAUCAUUCCGCCGAACCAUCAAGACGACGAUGAAGACUACUUGGCAUCGCCGCGUCCCUCAUCCUCCUCGUCGCAUCGAAGGUCAUUGAAUCCAUUUCAUCGCUCGAGGUCCCCCUCCGAAACACAGGAGCCAGCAUCUCCGCGAGGAGAGCGGCGUUUGUCGCAUUUGCUGCGUCGCGAUCGGCGAGGCUCUUCAACAUCCUCCGUCAACCUUCCGUCAGACCUUCCACAAAUAGCCCCAGAUACUGGUGAUGAGCAGGAGCGAGAAGCACAAUGGGAAAAGCGGGCGACUGUCCUGGCACAGCGCAGUCCACAAAUUCCCUCGCCAGGCCAUUCUCCCGCGCCGUCGAUAGGGUUUGGGUCGGAGAAUGUACGGCCUCGACCCAGGAGUUCAAGCCAUAGUCGGAUCAAUGAUCCUCAAGGAGAUGUAAACAUCCAAGAAGCGAUUCGACUUCAUGAAGCUGGAGAACUUGAGCAAUCGACGAAGAUGUUUGCCCAAUUGGCGGACCCAGACGGUGCCAACAAUGCCCUAAGCCAGGUGCUCUAUGGCCUUGCUUUGAGGCACGGAUGGGGUUGUACACCAGAUACUGAGAAAGCAGUAACAUAUCUUUCAGCGGCCGCGUCAAACUCGGCUUCGGUUGAAACUCUAGCUCUCGAGGCAGGUCUCAAAAAAGGUGGUGCCGCCAAAGGCGAACUGGUCCUGGCGAUCUUCGAACUGGGGAACUGCUUUCGCAACGGCUGGGGCGUCAAGAAGGAUCCGGUCGCGGCGCGACAGUACUUUGAGACGGCUGCGAAUUUGGGCGACACGGAUGCCAUGAACGAAGCCGCUUGGUGCUACCUCGAGGGAUUUGGAGGCAAGAAGGACAAAUUUCUGGCUGCGAAAUACUACCGAUUGGCUGAAGACAAGGGAAACAAGAUUGUGGGAAAUUCCUGGUACGUCGAAACAAGUCUCCGGUUUCCCUGUUCCCCAUAAUCCUGAGAACCCCAAAACAAACUGUGACGAUUCGGAUGCUUGCGUUGUUGCCCGGUCGUUUGAUGAUCCGCUUGCUGCAAUCACCUGCAUACAUCACUGCUUUGGAACUGUCUGGGGAGCAGCAGCUGCAGUUGAAUCGAUAGGCCCUCGUGGUAUCAUCUGCAAACUGCGCCAUGCAAAGCCGUCACCCCCUCAGCCAACCACAUCGCGAUUUCCCGUCUUCCCCUCCAUCCCCAUCCUUCAGAGCU
Molecule: messenger RNA, 1349 nt
Organism: Aspergillus calidoustus
Lineage: Eukaryota; Fungi; Ascomycota; Eurotiomycetes; Eurotiales; Aspergillaceae
Source: the annotation of a GenBank genome assembly